GUGAAAUUGAUUACAAUUUUAGUGGUGUGUAGCCGUUUGUAUAAAGGGAGACAAUUCCUUCAGCAAUAAAAACACUUUUCAUAGCACAUUUAUACAGAUGUCAGUAUGACAAGACUGGGCUUUCUUGAACGAAUACCGCUAUGGCAGAGAACAAUCCCAAAGUAUCCGCUGCACUUCAAGGGCGAUCCUCAGCUUCGAGUUUAUCUUCCACUGUUCUGGAUGAAAAUGGUGCAACCAGCUAACAAAUUUCCCAAAAAUAUAGUCCUCUUCAAAGUUCAUCCGCAGAUGAGCAAGUUGGAUAUCGCCCAGUAUCUUGAGAAGAUCUAUGAAACACCAGUUGCCAACGUUCGCACAGAAAUCAGGGAGCAACAAAUCAUGGCGCCAUGGUGGAAUCGGUCAAAGAAACAGUGGGUUGGUAGAAAGGUUGUCACGAGAAUACCAGAAAAAUAUGCCUAUGUCACUUUGGCUAAAGAUGAAUUUGUGUACCCAACUCCAAAGAAAACAGAAAAAUCAAGUGACAGUGAGCGGUAUAAAAAAUACAUGAAAAUCCGUGAAGGCCAUUAUAAAGAACUCAAUGAGGCACUGUCAGUUCCUGCUUGGUUUAGAAGAUAGUGAAAACUGUGUAAGGGUCAGUUUAAUAGGGAAACUGUCGGUUGUAUUUCAGUGAAUAGUGUUUAGAAGCUUAAUCUAAUUAUGCUUUGAAACAGCAGUUUGAUGCUGAUUCUAAAAUGUGAAAAUUAGUGACAUUUUCUAAUAUGGGGGUUUUUUAAGAGCAUCAAUUCAUUGAGUAGUAUAAUAUGUAAAAUAUACGCAGUUGUUAAAUGGUUUCAAUACAUGUUAUCUGUAUAGUAUUGAAAUGUCCCUUUGGAAGAAAUAACAAUGCCUACAUUUUGUGAUCAUGUGAAGCCAGAAAAGUUUCAACAGAUAAUUUUACAAUUAUUUUAAUACAACAAUAUGUUAUUAUUAUAUUACGUUAAAUACAUGUUUGGAAAAUA
Dreissena polymorpha is the source of this 995-nucleotide messenger RNA. RefSeq names its product 39S ribosomal protein L23, mitochondrial-like. The transcript is spliced from 5 exons. Gene Ontology annotation, biological process: mitochondrial translation. The coding region runs from base 106 to 612 and encodes 168 amino acids. Gene Ontology annotation, cellular component: ribosome; mitochondrial large ribosomal subunit. Gene Ontology annotation, molecular function: structural constituent of ribosome. NCBI's taxonomy places the organism in Eukaryota, Metazoa, Mollusca, Bivalvia, Myida, Dreissenidae. The record is from RefSeq and is a predicted model, not a curated record.